UGCAAUUUUCUGGCCCGAGCUGCAAUCGUCAGCGCAGCAGAUACAGAUUGCAACUCUCCAAGUUCAAUGAAUCAAUCAACAACAAUCUCACUCUCCUUGCGCCCACUCGACGACACUCUGUGAGCCUUAUCAAGUGAUAGGCGCGCAGGCAGCAACCACUACCCGAGGACUCAGCGCACUCUAAGCAUGCUGAUGCGAUAAAGCGACCGACAGAGGAGUCAGCCAAAAUGGCAGGCCAGGAGCCUCUGCGACAGUUUCGGGAUGUCAAAGAUGCCGUCUAUCGCUAUGACGCCGUUUUCGCGGCAAUCAAAUCGCCAACUGAGAUUUAUGAGGACAAGUUGAGAUCGAUCCAAGAUCGCAUCGCGCAAAUAUGGUCCGAAUUACCGUCGGCGCCACCGGACCAAAUGUCCAGGCUUCAGGAAAACCUGAUUGAGCUGGGCGGCCAGAAGAAGGAACUGGAAAUCGACCAAAAGAACAAUAUUGAGCACUAUGAGAGAGUUCACGCGCACAAGAUCCGGCAAACCAUGGACUCGUUCCGCGACCAUCUCUUUCAACUCAUGGGACCAUCCAGCGGCCAGUCUCAAUUUCAGAUGACGCCUGACACUACACGGCUUGGGACUGAUCGAGUUGAGAGCGCGCCCGUUGAACCCGAGUUUGCUGAGCCAGCACCUAUUGUUCAUAUUUCUGCAGAUGAUGAGAUGGACGAUGGACCAAUGUUUGAUGAUAGCCUGAUGGAUGACACCAUAGAUGACACCAUGGAAGACGGUGCUGAUCACGAACCUGCGCAAGACAUCUUACCCCAGGAGGACAGUGUGAUGCAAGAACCUCUUGAGACUGAACCCCACAACGAAGAACCCCUAGAAGAGCCGCCUCCAGAAAACCCAACAGCAGACGAACCUUUCGAAGCGGUUCCUACCAAUGGGGAACCUGCCCAAGAUGAAACUGCUGGAGAUGAAACCGUUGAGGAACCGGCAGAGGAAGAGACUAUGGAGACGGUGCCCGCCGACAGGGAAGCUGGCGCGGACAGCACUGUAGAGCCUGAUGGCGACCAAGCUGCAGAAGCAGAAGCAGAAGCAGAACCAGUCGAGCGAGAACCUGUCGAUGAUAAGCCUAUCGCAAGCAGGAUUCGAAAGCCUCGCAAUCAAAUAAAGGCAUCGAGCCGAGAUAUUGCUGCUCGCGAAGAUAUUUCUGCUCGCCAUGCCAGAUAUACCUUCAGUCCAUCACCGAGUCCGGCCGCAGAAACCAUCACAGUACAAGCGGACGAGUCUGAUGAUGAGUCUGAUGACGAGGAAGAAGUAGAAGGGGAGGACGAAGAAGAGGAUGAAGGAGAGGAUGAAAAUGAGGACGAAGACGAGGACGAAUCGUCAGAAGAAGAGGAUGAGGUAUCUGAAGCCGAAUUCUCUGAACCUGAAGAAGCUCCCCCGUCACCACGACAAACGAGAUCAAGAGGAACCAAACGCAAGGGAAACUUCUCGAGCCCGGUGGCGACAACCAAACGCCAGAAGUCCGAACGAGCAUCUUCUACCAACAAAGAGACACAAAAGGACGCACCAACAACAGAGCCAACACGACGCCAGACGCGACUAAGUCAGCGACAUCAGGACACGACAGGCACUGACGAAUUCAAGGGGAUUACCGACCCAAAAUGCGGAAAGGUCUAUUUGACAUACUGGGACAAGACCAAAGAAUGGCUUGCUGUCCUCAUUCUGCCUAUGGGCAGUUUCGACAAGAUCGGAAUUCCUGGAUCUAUCGAAACUUGCGGCUUGGCAGAUUCCCUUCCACCUUGUUACCAGUAUGAUAAAGUGUCCGGAGAAUACAAAUGGGCCAAACCUUAUGAGACUGGGAACCGUCUCGUCAACGAACGCAUGUUUCCAGUCAUGUACUUUGAUGGUCGAGACUUUCCUAACAGGAGUGCCAUCGACUGGAUUGACGCAAAGGACUUGCGGAGAUUCUGCCCAAAGCUCAACAAUGAUCUUCUUCCUCACAUCAAAGAGGUCGACAAAUAUAUAAAGGCUGACCCGGCCAGAACAGCUUUGCAGGAAGAUGACGAAGAUGGCGAGGGAGUGCUGCAAAAAGGGGCAACUGAGUCCCAAGCACCGAAUCCAAAAGAACCGAAGUCGAAGAAAAAGAGCAAGUCGAGUGAAAACAAGACUUCAAAAUCCAGCAAGGCCAAGACAAAUUCAAAGAAGCAGGCCCCAGCAACAGAUGCACCAACAGAAGCCCCAACAGAUACAGCACCAGAUACAGAGGUUCCCAAGGUAAUCCCUACGCCGGAACAAACGGCAGCACACAGGGCAGCAGCACUGAAGCCUCAAGUUCUGAGGAUGAUUGGCCACCAUAAUACCUCGGGCAUAUCAAAACCUAACCAGGCCGCAACCUCGAAGCCAGCAACGCCGGCGCCUGCGAAAUCAAACGAGAAAGACCCAAAUGGUCGGCCUGCAUCGAAACCACCGUCUCAUAAGCCAGCAGGGCCGAAGUCAUCAAGCUCAAAGCCAGGAGCGGCGAAUCCUGCAAGACCGGCGGGGAAAGGUCCUAAUCAGCAUGCAUCACCAGCACAAAGAUCGUCGGGUUCGAAGACCCCGGCUGCUUCAGAUCCCAGACCAAAGCCCACAAGACCUGCAGAAAAAGAAUCAAACCAGCCUCCCCUGAAGCCAUCAGCAGCAAAGCCAGCAACAGCGAGACUAGCCGAGAAGAGCGCAAGCCAGUCUACCCGAAAGCCAACAGUAGCAAGAGCCGCGUCGAAACCAACUGAGAAAGAAUCAAAUCAGACUGCAGCAGGUCCAUCAGCACCGAGACCUGCCGAGAAUCGUCAAACCAAUCAGGUCCAGACAAGAGCCAAGCCAACGGGUCCGCGGCCAACAGUAACGAGGGCAGCAUCAGGGACACCUGUCGAGAAGGAGCCUAGCCAGCCCGUCUCAAAGCCGGCGGCACCAAAGCCAACAGCGCCGAGGCCAGCUGAGAAGGAAUCAAAUCCACCUCCGCCUAAGCCAACUGGACAGCGCCCGAACAAGCCUGCUCAGAGCAAGCCUCAGGCACCUGUAACUGCGGAACCUGAAGUUCCUCCUCCAGCCUCCGAUGAAAUUCAAACGGAAUUUGAGACGGCGGUAUUUGAGCCUCAGGAUGAUGAGCCUGCUCCAGUUCUGGAAGAGGACUCUCCAGCUGCCCCUGUCCAGCAACAAGCAGCUCCUGUUCAACAGCAGACUGCUCCUAUUCAGCAACCAGCUCCUCCUGUCCAGCAACGAGCUACUCCUGUUCAGCAACAGGCUCCCCACACCAGUGCUGACCCUCCGCCUCCGCCUCCACCUCCAGUUCCAAGAGCACCAUCAGCGCCGCCAAGGCCUCAGUCAGUUCCGCACCCCAGUAACGUCUCUCGUCCCUUGCCAGCACCUUCGCCAGUGCCAAGGCCUGCAAGUACCAGGAAUCCGCCACGGCCACUACCUGGUGAAGAUGUCAAGGAGGAGAAAAAACCCAUCAUCGUUAUUGACAUUUCGGAUGACGACUCAGACGCUGAAAACAAUGCCGCUGCUGCACGCACCUUGUCACAGCGGGCUUCCCGAGCUCAAGUUAUUCAACAGUUGACUGCCGCUCUCGCAGCUGACUUUACCGAUAGCCAGCAACGAACGACAGCAGCCCAACGUACUGACGCGGAUCGCCUCGCGGCGGUUGACAUCGCGCUGGCGGCACUGAGGCGGGAUGAACCAUUGAAUACGUCGGCUGGACAGGCGUGGGAUCGGAGAUCUCAUGAUGCGACACACAGGCCUGCGCAAGGGGAUGUAGAGAGAACAGGUGCAGCAAUCUACACCUCAGUUGUGACAAACCCGCCUCUGCCAGAUCAGCACCAAGCACAAGUGGCAAACCCGAACCGGAACUUCGGUAGGCAGCUUGGCUCUGGAUCACUCCCAAUCCCACCGACACAGCCGUUGCCAGGACCCAUGGAGAUCGAUAACUAUGCGUCACACCCUCAAUACAGCGCAGGGCCGAGUCCAAUAAGCCAAGCAUAUCGCCAGCCUCCUCCUGACCAGUAUGCACAUCUGCAGCAGCCCCAGCCACGACAAGGGCAGGUUUUUCAACAACAGCUCCUGACAGAGUACACGAAUGCUACACCUAGUCACCCAGAAAACUCAUCUCGGCGGGCAAGUUAUGAUCAGACAGCACGGAUACCCGAACCUCCUCCCACGACUCAGUACUGGCAUACGCAAGGGCGAUUACAGCAGACAGGCGAUCCCCAACAGUCACAUCAGAAUCAAUAUCAGCCAAGCCAAGCGUAUGCUUCCCCCAUGUCCACUACAUCUUCAAUUCACUAUCCGCGACCUGAUUCUCAACAACAAUAUCCGUCUCACCAGGCGGCUCCCUCACAAUAUCAGAAUACGCAGUACCAAACGCAACAGUCGCCAGCGCAGUCAUAUAACCAGUCGCCGCAAGCUUAUCAACAGCAGCCUGUGGUGCAACAUCAACAGCCACAACCCGCCCAACAAUAUCAUACCGCCCCUCAGCCAGCCCCGACGCAGCAGGACACGCUGGCACAAAUUCUGCCAGUUGAGAGACCUACUCAACGCACUCCUUCUCUGGCACACUUGAUGCACAGACAUAUGCAUGAAUCUCCUCACAGCAAUCGUAAUCAGGUGCUGCCGCCACCUUCGCAGGCUUCUCCCCCCAUUCCUUCCGCCCAAGCUCACAACCAGACAUCACAUACAUCUAGUCCAUCCUUUACUAGCCCGUAUUCCGCCCCUAUAACACAGCCUUCACCACAAGCGGGUCAGUUACCAAGUGUACCAACAGUCCCCUCACAGCAAACGACGACUCUCCGUACCAGCCACGAGUGGCCAACCGCAUAUCAAAACAACCAAGUACAGGCACAGCAGGCCGGGGCAUCUGCUGAACGGCCUUCGUCGUCUCAUUAUCAAUCCGCACCCUCAAGCCACUCUCGGUCAGCCUCUGGCCACAGGCAAAACGAGCAGCGGCCUCCCGACCAACCAGCAACUCAUAGCGCAUCUCAAUCUUACUCAUCGCCACACUGGAACCAACAAUCAUCAAGCCAAGCCUCGAAUCUUCCUCCUCCUCGGCCACUCGCGGACAUCGAUCAGCAAUUCCAAGAUCCGAACCUACUGCCACCUUUAGUGUCGAGUAACAGGUCACAAGAACGACCAUACCAGUCUUCUUAUAACCCCUACUCCACCAUUGCUAGCAGUCCGCAACGCCAUGAACCAUCUACAGCUGGAGUACACCCACCUCAACUUCCUCAACCCCGGCAAGGAGGUGCCGGUUCGCCACCGGGUUUCUCUCAACAACAACCUCAUCAACCAGCAUCAGGAGCAGCCUAUCAUCCAGCGCCACUGCAGCAAUUUGAACCAGCUGCUGGACCCGGGCCCUCGCCGAUACAAUCAGUAGCAAGCCCUCAUGAACAACGGGCCUUACCUCCCCGGCCAGAGUCUUCAGCACCUCCGGCAUCACAGUCAUCCGCGCCAACAGCUCCUAAUCAACAAGCUGAGGCUGAGUCUCGUUCGCCCCGUGGUAAGCGAGACAAGCGCGACAAGCUAAACUCAGAGCCGCCGGGGAAUACUCAGCAAUCGGAGCCUGCCAGCACUGAAGCCAACAAAUUUCACCCAUGGGUCCAAGUUGAUCUCAACCUACCCCAAGACCCUCCCGACUGGGGUGACUCAAUGCCAUUCGAUCUUGUAGAGUUCAUUUCUGAGUGGGAGCGCCUUCGUUCCCUACGCCAAGGUCUGGCAGGGCUACGAAACCACAAGGGCGGCCUCGAAUGCUUGUUCUGCAAUGGCCCCGAACGGGUGCCUUACGUCUAUGACCGCAAGAACUAUUUCGAGAAGCAUCUCUUGCAUCACUGGCAGAGGGUGAAGAAGCUUCAUCCCGAGGGGCCAGAUCCUACCCCACGCCCUGUACAGCGGAAACAGCAGUACGUUUCUAGGGAUGGCACUGCGAACCUCAAUCUUUGAUCUGGAAAAUAAUAAAUAGGGAGGGAUUCUGUGAGGUGUAUUGGAUUUAAUGAGGCGUUAAAUGUCGAGGAUGCAUUUUGGUGUUGAAUAGGAGGAUGCACAAGAGUAGUCUACUGCAGAGCUACCAUCACUUUUGUGCCAUAGUAUUUGGAUAGGCAUAGGCUGACUGAUGGAUUGGAUAUAUGAUUGAAUUAUUUACACAUGGAAUGUUAUUUGCUUAAGUCAUAGCGAGGUAAAAGCUAUCAAGCUUAGGGAAACGCGCAUCGUCACAAGAUGCCGAACGUAUCGAAUGCCUCAUAGACACAGAUCAAAGGAACGUUUAGUUCGUUUAGUCCCUUGUAGUCUCAAUCACGCACCGCAACGACGAGUGAGACUGACAUCAUCAACACGCAUG
This is a messenger RNA of Fusarium verticillioides 7600, 6345 nucleotides long. RefSeq lists its product as hypothetical. The record is from RefSeq and is a predicted model, not a curated record. Lineage: Eukaryota; Fungi; Ascomycota; Sordariomycetes; Hypocreales; Nectriaceae. The coding region runs from base 228 to 5951 and encodes 1907 amino acids. The transcript has 3 exons.